Molecule: messenger RNA, 1092 nt
Organism: Prunus armeniaca (apricot)
Lineage: Eukaryota; Viridiplantae; Streptophyta; Magnoliopsida; Rosales; Rosaceae
Source: the annotation of a GenBank genome assembly
AUGAAGGUCUUCACCACCCCAACAUCCCUUGAUCGUGUACUUGAGCCGUCACCGGACAUGAAAGAGUCAGUGAUGGCCGUGGAGAAGAUCGUAGACUACAACUUCAAGAACAAGAAGCUUCUAGAAGAAGCUCUCACCCACCCCUCCGUCGCUGGGUCCGCUUCCUAUCAACGCCUCGAGGUCCUCGGCGACAGCGCUCUAAACCAUGCAGUGACCAACUACUUCUUUUGUAUGGCUGACCACCAAAAGUUCACCCAAGGCCAAAUCACUAAGCUACGCUCCGCCAAUGCUGAGAACCUCAACCUUGCCCGCAUUGCCGUUCGUCAUGGGCUUUAUCGCUACCUUCGCCGCCAAAAUACAUCUGAUCUUGAUGUUCAGGUUGGGAAGUUUACUGAAGCUGUAAUUAAUGAAGAAGAAGAGCUGGGGCUUGUAUAUUGUAAGUCUGAAGAAGCCAAGGUUCUUGCAGAUAUUGUUGAAUCCGUGGCAGCUGCUGUUUACAUCGAGUUGAAUUUUGAUCUCGAUAAACUAUGGAUGAAAUUUAAGCCUCUUUUGGAGCCUAUAUUUACUCUUGAAAACUUGCAAGUUGACCCCAGGACAGAAUUGAAUGAGUUUUGCCAGAAGAACCGGAAGCGCUAUGAAAUCAAGCUGCGGCCGAGACAUGAGACCCGAGAUGUAAGUAUUGCUGAUGUCUAUGUUGAUGGCGAGUUUGUUGCCUCAGGUUGGUCUAACAAGAAGAAAUUUGCAAAGCGUAACGCUGCUAAAGAAGCUGUAAAUAAGUUGUUUCAAUCGGUGGUUGUUGACGAUGGGUCGUUCCGAGGUAGUGCAGUUGGAAACAACAUGUCAUUUUGUAUUGAAGAAGCGAUUCAUGGGUUGCAUGUGCUUUGUGUCAAGAAGAGGUUGCCUAAACCUCCAGAAUACAAAGAAGAGAACGUGUUUGGUCCUCCACAUGAGAAGAAAUAUGUAUACUCAGUUAAAGUGGUAACUUCAGAUGGUACCGUGCUAUCUGUGACGGGAGAUGAAAAGUCAAGGAAAAAAAAAGCGAUGAAUUCUGCAUCUUACAAGAUGAUCCUUGCUUUACAGCAAAGAAGCUAA